Messenger RNA from Lactuca saligna, 327 nucleotides. The record is from the annotation of a GenBank genome assembly. NCBI's taxonomy places the organism in Eukaryota, Viridiplantae, Streptophyta, Magnoliopsida, Asterales, Asteraceae.
AUGCAUCUUGCCUCUUAUGUUUCAUACCCAAUUUCAUUCCUCACUUUUCUCUGCACACAAUCAGCCAUCGUCAAAGGCUCUCAAAGCAAAUCUCCUCCGUCGUUUUGUUUUUCAGAUUCAUCAGCUUCAGUUGGAUUAGCAGUUAGUUGUCUAGGUUCUGGGAAUCUACCUCAAUGUGUUAGCCUUGGAAUUGUUAGGGGAGACCCUUUGAGACGUGUUCUCUGCAUAAUCACUCCUGUUCCACAACAUCUUUUGGAGGAUGUUGAUCUUCUACUACAAGGCUUCAUUCAGAUUCCUACUUGCUUGUUGCACGUACAAGUUUUUUGA